AUGUAUCGAUCAAUCAUGCUCUGUAUGAAGAAAAUUUAUAACGAAGGCCUCACACUUUCAAACGCUCAACUAUUGGCUGAUCGCUGUGGUAGAUGUUUUGGACCAGCAAUUAAUGAAGAACAUUUACCUCAAGAGCCACAUGUUAUUGUUGCUUUAGAUGGUAAUUUUCAACAUAGGCAUUACACCCAGUCAAGCAAAGAUAAUCCUACCGAAGACGAGUAUCCGGAGAUUUUUAUAAAACCGUCUGAUAUGAAAAAGCACGAGAUUCUUCAGCAUUCGACCGAAGCCCAAGCCAAGAACAUUAAGUGUCAAUUAAAUUUUCAGUUCAAAAAAGGCAAGCUUACAUUUCAAUGGAUUGAAUUAAGGGAUCGAGAUGCGCAUGAUGUCGAUGAAGCCAUUUCCAGGCUCAAUGAACACAGCAAAAUCAAGCAAAAGAUUGAAAAACAACGUUCGAAGAUCGGUUCUGAAGCGAUCUUGAACAAUCUGAAUGCACAAGAACAAGACCAGAUUUUGAAAAUAUGGUAUGCAAAGCAAGAAGUUCGUAAUCAGUUUGUGGCUAUUUGUGAGCAGAAACGGCCACUGGAGGUUAGCCGACGCGAUGGGAAGAAUUCCAGCAUCGGUUACAAUGACAAAACUCACUUGCUUAAGUCACUCCGCGACCAGGCCGCGAAAUUGAAGACAAAACUGGAGAUCUAUCAGAAGCUGGUAGUAUCGUAUUCUACCACUUCUCCACAUCAAUCACAACCGCCAAGCAUCUCCUACCUCGACCUUCUCAAAAUCGACUUUGAUCACUCGUUUUGGAACGAUGGCCUCUUUACCAACGGACGUGAGCCUUGGGCAGUCGAUGCUAACACACAGCACGGAAUGCGCCAGGUUGCAUACUAUGAUCGAGCCAAUGAAGAGAUCCGUCGAUUGGGGUGGGAAGUUAGAAGAGUGAUGCGAUGGUCGAUUGAUUUGCACAAUACCCUAUCAACUCAUCUUUGCCGACUUCAGGCACAGGGUCCUCCUGAGGAAGAUCACCUUCCACUGGUUGAUCAUCCGGCUUUUAAAUCGCUUAGCAGUGCUGGUAAGAUCAAAGCUUCAUGUAUCAUCUUGAAUGAAAGGCUAGUGCGAAUAUUCAACUUGCAAGCUGACUGGAACAAGUGUCUGGAUAAGAGAAAUAUCAGAAUACCAUUACAAAACCCCAAUCGAUUUUCACAGCCCAAGUCUGGCUGUUCUUUCAUGUGCUUCAGUAGAUUUUCCAAACAAAGCAGGUUUUGGGAGACUUUGUGGUCAGAGGAGUGCAACAAGAAUAGCAAAAAUGGAACCAAGUUGAACAAACUUGAGUAUAAGGAGGUUGAUCUAGCAUUCGCCCCAGAAUGA
Melampsora larici-populina 98AG31 is the source of this 1362-nucleotide messenger RNA. RefSeq lists its product as uncharacterized. The transcript has 7 exons. Lineage: Eukaryota; Fungi; Basidiomycota; Pucciniomycetes; Pucciniales; Melampsoraceae. The record is from RefSeq and is a predicted model, not a curated record. The coding region runs from base 1 to 1362 and encodes 453 amino acids.